Molecule: messenger RNA, 1731 nt
Organism: Stylonychia lemnae
Lineage: Eukaryota; Ciliophora; Spirotrichea; Sporadotrichida; Oxytrichidae
Source: the annotation of a GenBank genome assembly
AUGAGAGAGCCAAGCGAUAACCUUCAACGCUAUAAAGGCUUGCUAUCCUUUCACUAUUAAGUGCGAGCCGUUUUCCCUGCUCUGUUACCAGCCUUAGGCAUUCCCGACUUCUUUGACAACCCUGAAGGCUAAGACUGCUCAAAGCCCACAGUGUUGACACCUAAUUUGAAAUGGACAAGCCAAAGCACAGCGUCAUAACAGGUUCACUCUUAGUCCUACAAGCACACUCGGUCCCAAGCCCGCAAUGUUACAGAGAAGUAUAUCACAUAUAAAAUGCAAGAACUUUCAUACAAUGCGCUACAACAGUUAAAUGAGGAAUACGAGAAAAAGAAGAUUGCAAACGAGGACUCCUAUAACACAGUCGAUACACAGUUUUCCUCUAAUUCAAAUAUCCAAAGUGUACAGACCAUUAAUGCUUACGCCAUCAAAAUUGCGGAGGCUAUAGAAGUUAUAGAAAUUGAAGAAAAAGUGAAAACAUCCAGUGCAUCAUCUAAUUACAUCUUGCAGUCUCAUUUGAAUCAGCUCCUAGGAAAAAGAAAAUAGCCAGAAAAUUUUUCUCCAUCUUACCUGGACUAGAUUAGAUCACCUUAAGUUAUUGGAUAAGGAUUUUAGACUUAUCAAACAAUUCCAAAUAGUCAAGUUUUGGGCCUGCCUAUGAGCACUAUGAGUCAUUAAAGUACUCUACUAAGACACUACUGGAAUCCAUAGAGAAGUUUUUCUGGCUCAGAGCCAAGCCUUCUCAAAAAUUCAAAUACCCAAAACUCUACGGCUUUACCGACUCAUCCUUCUCAAAUUAAUGAUUACAUCCAGGCACUCAACAAACCACAACCUAGACCCCAAGUUACCUUCCAAAGAUCAAACAGCGAUCUAAGAUCUGAGAUUAUGCAGCAACUUCCCCAAUCUCUAAAUCCUCAGAAUUAAUGCACCAUGACGUGUCAUUGCCAACUCAAUAAGAAUCUUUUAGAAUAUUUUGUUCAAAAUGAAUUGACAAAACUUCAGAACCCUACUGGAGUUUAAGGUAAAUAUUCUGAAUCUCAAAGAGAAGCUCUACUAUAAAAAGAUGUAAUUGAGCCUCUUCUUAUCUAACCCGUUGCUAAGCUAGAGGAAUAAAUCCUCUCAUCAAGCAGCAUUGAUGCCAAUGGAAAUCCUGUGGAUUAGCUAAGCAAAUAAGGACUUGAGAAUCUUUAAGAUUCAUAAUAAAAAGUAAUGGCAAUUACUAAAUGCCCCCAUGUAAAUAGAAAGCAUUAUGCCAAGGUAAAAUUCUUACAAUUUAAAAAUUCAUAUUAGAAUAUGUGCUCCAGCUGCUAUAGAAAGUAUGGCAGAAAUCAAAACGCUUGGAAUUGCCAACACAAUGAAAGGCUUCUCUAUUCAAUGGGGAUGUGCUAAACUUGCUACUUAUCUGACUACCACAAGGUAAAUUCUAGUUUAACUAAAUUAAUACAGAGAAAAUGCAAGACUUCUGGCAUUUUUGGUGCAGAUUAAAACAAAAAAUAAACUUCCACUAACAUGGCUUCUGCCAAUGCUACUGGUGAUAAGCAAUGCUAAGAAGAUGAUGAAGAUGAUGAUAAUGAGAAAGCUAAGAUAUGCUCUUUGAGUUUUGUUGCUGUGAGGCCAAGCGAUAUUGGUGCAAUCCUGCAGAUGGAAUGUUUGGAUCCAGCAAAGGAUGAUAAUGAUGAAGAUCAGGAAGGCCAGUAGAGGAAGGAGGGAGGUCAGGCUGUGAAUUAUGUUUGA